AUGAGCGCCAAAAUAGAAGUCAGUUUUGAUCCAAAAGAGCACCAGCAUCUGCGUUAUAACCCUCUGUGGGACACAUGGGUCCUGGUGUCCGCUCACCGCAUGAAGAGACCCUGGGCAGGUCAGGUAGAAAAACCUCCUGAGGAACACAUACCCAGACAUGACUCCCGCAACCCACUCUGUCCCGGGAACACAUGUGCAAAUGGAGAGGUAAAUCCAGGCUAUGAAAGCACUUUUCUUUUUGAAAAUGACUUCACUGCUCUUCAACCAGAUGCUCCAGAUCCUGGUUCAGAUCAACAUCCACUGUUCCAGUCUAAAGCUGCCAGGGGCGUCUGUUCAGUGGUCCACAACCUUUUUUAUGCCACGGACCGGUUUCAUAUCUAUGAGAAUAAAGGAGCUAUGAUGGGCUAUUCAAAUCCUCACCCUCACUGUCAGGUAAGAAAUGUACACAUGCAUAAAAUCACACAAGGUAGUCAUUUGACUUGCACUCAAGCGCAAGUGCGAAAACAUUUAGCAAUUUCUACGACACCAAUAAAUCAAAUGUCCUGGAAGGGAGAAUAUUAAGUUCAGGAAUACAUACAUAUAUUAUGACACAUACACCAACC
Molecule: messenger RNA, 602 nt
Organism: Cottoperca gobio
Lineage: Eukaryota; Metazoa; Chordata; Actinopteri; Perciformes; Bovichtidae
Product: galactose-1-phosphate uridylyltransferase-like
Exons: 6
Coding region: 1-561 (186 amino acids)
Biological process (GO): beta-D-galactose catabolic process via UDP-galactose, Leloir pathway
Cellular component (GO): cytoplasm
Molecular function (GO): zinc ion binding; UDP-glucose:hexose-1-phosphate uridylyltransferase activity
Source: RefSeq, a predicted model, not a curated record